AUGAUGGCGUUCCUUCUUCGCUUGACGAGUGUUCUCUCCCUAUUCCUCUUUCGCUUCCCGGGAGCCUGGGUGAGAGGUGAAUCACCCGAGCUAGAAAGUGAAAAGUGUUGCCCAGGGGAAGGUCAACAUGCGGUGUUUCACCCAGACACGGGGACCGUCCGGUGCGUCGGACUCCUCGAAAGCGAGGAUGCAUUUCCCUUUCCAGACUGCAAGGCGAAAGCGAAACUCGUGCGGUCCAACCAUGUCGAUUCUGAGCCGAGGACGAUUCCUCAUUGCCGCGGUGAAUUCCUCGUCGGCGACGGGGAGAAUGAAACCGUCCUGGAAGCGUUCCUUUUCUGUCCCUCGGAUGCCGACAGCGAGAGAGCCAACCAAACGAAAAUCCUCCUCCAGAAAUGCUGUCCCUUGGACGAGGAAUACGAUGCGGAUCUGGAAAAAUGCAUCUCCCGUCGCCAUGAUUGGACCCCAACGGUCUUCAGUUCAACGAAGGGGGAAUUUCGGGAUCUGUCGCGAGACGAAUAUCGGCUCCGCAUCGACGACCUCUCUUCCAUUCCGUGUACGAAGCACUUUCUAUCGUUUCAUGCCCCAGGACUCGUUCCUUGGCAGGGAUACCCCGUGGUUCUGGACACCGGUCAUCUCUAUGUCCCUGCCUUGAAUUCUACGUUUUCCCACGACCAGUUCUGUUUAGACUAUGGGCGAUUUCCCUCGGAUAAAUCAGAGGGAAAUCUGGCUCGGAUCUGUCACCCUACUGAGAAAAAGAUCCAAGAGUGCGAAGGGAAAUCGUGCGUCCUCAAAUGUUGUCCCGAGAGCGAUUACUUAUUAAAUUUGGCCGGACGUUGGCCUCGAUGCAGUCCGGCGGGAAAGAUCUGGGAUCCUAAAAGGUAUUUUCGAUCUCAUCCCGAUUUAGAGGACAUUCGUGUGAUCACGGGUUUCCCCGUUUGUCCACUUCGGCCGAUUCUGCUCGGAAAACUGCAACUGGAUAUCGACCCGAAUCCGAACCACGACUUCUAUUUCUCCGGGACCGGAAGCCUCACGACGCGCGUCUUCGGUGGGGUCGCGAUCCACUUCGACGUCCCUCGUUAUUGCAUCGACGAGACCAGGAACAUCUUCGGGGUGAUGAAUCAUAUCGCCUGCGUCUGCGAUCCGAGACUGAGGAUGUCGACGAAGACGACGGGCGCCUCCUUCGUGCUCGCCCCCCUGUCGGCGCUGUUCCUCGUCGUCGCCUUCCUCCUCAUUCUUUUCUCUCCCGAACGGAAGAGCCUUCCCGGGAAGGUCCGCGUCGUCUGCGUCGGCUCCAUCCUCCUUCACUCUGUUUGUGUUUGCUUCCGCACGGACACCUUCUACUUCGGCGUCUCCAUACCCCUUUGCCUCGUUGCCAAUUUGGUCGACGCCUUCUGGAUCCUCUCCGCAUUCUUCUGGCUCAACGUCAUGUGUUUUGAUCUCUGGCGAACUCUCAGAGUCCUACAGACGCCGCUUCUCAAGGAAGAGACGAAGAGGCUGUUGGUAUAUAGCCUGUAUGCAAUUGGAUCCCCGGCGUUCCUGGUCGCGAUAGCGUGCAUCCAGAUAUUCGCAGGAGGCGUCUUUCCUCUCAGGGCCGAUUCGGAGCUGGUUCUCAUGCUUCAUUCGCGAAUGUGCAUUCCUCUCGAUCCGCCUGGUGGAAUUUGGUACAAUUUGGUGCCGGUGUUCUUCAUUUUAGUGACUAACGCAAUUUUCUUCGGUCUCUCACGGAAUUCCCUGAUUCAGCGUGCCAAAGAUACGUCACACCUCACCCCAACCCAGAAACAACUGGGAACGUUUUGGUUGUACCUAAAGUUGUUCGUGGUGAUGGGAGGGACCUGGCUGGCGGGGAUGGUCGGCUACUUCAUCCAAGAGAUUCCGGAUCCCCAUUUCCAUACGGUGCUCUCAGGGCUCCAGGGAGUCUUCAUCUUCUUCAUCUUCCUUUGGGAGCAGGACGCCGUGAAAUCCCUCAAGUCUAAGUGGGAAGAAAGUCUCGCAAGCCUUCUCCUUGCGAGAAAGAUAGCAAAGUUUGCCUCUUCUUCUCGUACCGGAAACAGAGUCCUGCAGACGUCGCUCCUCAAGGAAGAGACGAAGAGGCUGUUGGUAUAUAGCCUGUAUCCAUUUGGAUCCCCGGCGUUUCUGGUCGCGAUAGCGUGCAUCCAUCUCUUCGCAGGACGGGUCUUCCCUCUCAGGGCAGAUUCGGAGCUGACCCUGAUGCAGAACUGGGACAAAAUCGUGAGAAACCUCCUGGCGGAUCAAGUCGCCCCGAUCCUCAUUUCGAUGAACAUCCUCGACGUGGAGUGGAAGGACACCGUGGACGAGCCGAAAACGAGGCAGAACAAAAGCGAGGCGAUCCUCAGACUCGUGCGGGCGAAAGAUGACAACGGACUACGGGCCUUCCAGGAAGCGCUUCGGAGAGUUGGGCAACUUCAUCUCCUGCAGAAUAAUUAA
Darwinula stevensoni is the source of this 2445-nucleotide messenger RNA. NCBI's taxonomy places the organism in Eukaryota, Metazoa, Arthropoda, Ostracoda, Podocopida, Darwinulidae. The record is from the annotation of a GenBank genome assembly.